Messenger RNA from Catharus ustulatus (Swainson's thrush), 1804 nucleotides. RefSeq names its product nucleoside diphosphate-linked moiety X motif 19-like. Gene Ontology annotation, cellular component: mitochondrion. Gene Ontology annotation, molecular function: hydrolase activity, acting on acid anhydrides, in phosphorus-containing anhydrides. Lineage: Eukaryota; Metazoa; Chordata; Aves; Passeriformes; Turdidae. The record is from RefSeq and is a predicted model, not a curated record. The transcript has 3 exons. The coding region runs from base 1 to 738 and encodes 245 amino acids.
AUGAACCCGCGGCUGCGGCACUGGCGGGAGGCGGCCACGCUGCUGCUGGCGGCGGGCACGCCGGGCCGGCCGCCGCGCUCGCCGCUCGGCCCCUUCGACUAUGAGCUGCUGCUGCUGCGCCGCAGCGCCCGCAGCGGCUUCAUGCCCGGCGCCCACGUGUUCCCGGGCGGGCUGGCGGAACCGGCGGAUUUCUCCGAUUCGAUUUGUACCCAUUGUACUCCUUGUUCUGUCACUACGGUUCCUGACAAAGAGUCCCUGUCCAGCUUCCCUGCAGUCCCUUCAGAUCCUGGGAGGUGCUGUGAGUGGUCAUCACCUCCAGAAGCCAUCGAACGUUUUAAGUCUCAAGAGAUCUGGUUUCCUCCACCUCAGUUUUAUGAAUUCUGCAGGCUGUGCAACUUCUCUUCCCUGGAGGAGCUGCAGAAGUUCAGCUCUGAACGCGCUCUUGAGGGCUGUGAGCGCUGGAUGCCGGUGAUGCUGAGUGCUGCAGAUGGACUCAUCCAGCUGCUGCCAGGAGAUGAGUUAUAUCCAGAAGAUCCAGAUUAUACUGGAGAAAAGAAAAUGAUUAUGUCAACAAAUAAGAAGGUUGAAGAUCUCAUGAAAGAGGCUGGGAUAUUUCACAGGAUAGUAAUAAAAAACACCAACAAUCUUGCUAUCUAUGUUAAUAUUCAAGCAAAAUAUAAGCAUAUAAAUCCACUGAUGAUGCAGUCUGAUAAUUCAGAUUACAAUAGCAGAUUAUAGUAUGUCAUUGGUUUAAAUCUAGAUUUUUAAUUGCAUAUAUGUCACUAUGGGUUUGGUACUUUUAAACUGUUGCCAAAUAGUCAUGAAAAUAUUCCUCUGUCCUGCCAAAGCAUUAUGUUUGUGUGUGUGUGUGAUGUCACAUCUAUGUGUAUCUACUCUUGAGUCUUUAGAAACAGAACAGUUGUGCCACUGUUGGCUCACAAAGGUGCUCUUCUCACUGAAAAUUUAAGUAUAUAUUAUGUUCAGAACAAGCAGAGAGGAGCCGAAGAAUUCUUUUACUAUGCCUCCCAAAGUUAUCCACUAGAUAACUGCAAUGUGUGUCUAGAAACGAAUCAAAUCUCCCAUAUUUGUUGACAUUUCCCACUCUAUUCUCUCUUCCAUUUUGGGGAAAAGCAAUGAAUGUAUAGAUAUAGAUACAUAAAUUAAUGACAAUGCACUUUUAAAAAGAAUAUUAUAAAGUUAAUUUUUGUAUUUCAUAUACUUAAAUCUUUUCUAUUAAUGUUAAUCAUUCUAAACUACAAUUUUCAAAGGUAGACCUAAUUUAAAUGGAGUCAUCUAUGCAGGAAUUGAGUACAUUCUUUUCAUCAAUUUUUAAAAAGUCUUUAAGUUGUAAGCAAUUUUUAAAAAUUAAAAGUGUAAUUUUUUAAGCUUCAAAAAGAUAUCAGCAACUUAAGGGAAUAAUAUUGCUCCUUGAAAUACCCACUUCCAUAUUCUAACAUCCCACUUUUUGCUUCUUAACUAAUAUAACUAAUAUAACUGAGAUUUUAGAACUUAAGAGGAAAGAUAUUGCUUAAUUUUUGGUUUGGAUUUUUGUUUAGUUGGAUUUGUCUUUUGUGCAAUAAGUGGAGUCAGUGGAGCAGUUUUGUAAAUUCUUUGUCUGGAAGGAGAAUGAAUGAUGAUUUCAGAAUAGUCAGUGAAGUUGUUCAGAAAGCUUUGUUCCAGCUUUUGUUCUGUGUUUCAAUUAAAACCUUCUGCAACAAUUCCAUUAAAUUGGUUUGUAGCAUUCAUUUGGAUGAAAAAAAAUACUGAAUAAAAAGCGUGUCUUUCUCUUGUCUCUUAGAACAUA